ACCAUAUCAAAUUAAGAAUGAUCAAUUUUUUUUUCUAACGUCAAAUCAAUCAAAUCAAAUCAAAUCAUAAGUUAGUUAUUUUUUCUCAAUUUAAUUUGAUUCAUCGAUUUGAUUUGACUUGAUGCGUACACCCCUACCAUAAAGUAAUUAGGCUCUAGAGUGGAAAAAAUAAAAUAAAUUUAGUGUGGGCCUAUAUCUAUUCUAUAUACUCUCUGUGUGUGUAUGUUUGCUUAGCUUAGCUUAGCUUUAGAUAGAUAUAGAUAAAAAUGGGAAGCUCCAGUAACAGUAACGAUGAUUUCUCAGUAUUUGUACUUGCAUCGGAUCUUGGUAUUGAUGCCCGACCCUUUUUGACGCGACCCGAAGAAGAUACCUGGUAUGAUUGCCCUGAUCAUGAUGAUGACCACCAAGAUUUUGCCCAUCUUGAUUCACUCCAAUUCUUCCAACUUCAAUCCGGGUCGGAUAAGUCGGGUCGUCGGAUUUUUCGUAUUGUCGGCAAAUACUUCCCUGCUCCAGUUAUAAGUGCGGAGCGGCUGAAAAAGUAUGUCUUUAACAAAAUUUGCACGGAGCUUCCCGAGGGGCCAUUCUGCAUUGUCUACAUGCAUAGUACUGUCCAGACGGAAGACAACAACCCUGGACUGACCAUCUUGAGGUGGAUUUAUGAGGAGCUGCCUUCUGACCAUAAGGACAGGCUCCAGGCUGUAUACUUUGUGCAUCCUGGGUUACGGUCAAGGCUUGUUCUUGCAACGCUAGGCCGAUUCUUUCUAAGUGGAGGCUUGUAUUGGAAAAUAAAGUAUGUUAGUCGACUGCAAUACCUUUGGGACGACAUAAAGAAAGGAGAGCUUGAGAUUCCUGAAUUUGUUGAAAAGCAUGACGACAUUUUAGAGCACAGGCCACUGACUGAUUACGGAAUUGAACCAGAUCCCUUCCACCUAUCGCAGAUGCCACCAACAGCCUACUCGUUCGGGAGACAUGACUCAGGAUGGUCUGCUAGAGAGUACAUGUCGUAGAAAGUCUGCUAGGUUCUUCUGUACAGCAUUGUAACUUCUGUACCAAGUAAGAGUUGUUUUAGUUUAAUGAUGUUUCCACAACUCCCAUGAGCUUUUGUCCUAAAGCUUUCUUCUGAUGUGUUACAAUAAACUAGUACUCCAUAUUCCUAAAUUCUCCCUUUCUAUCUUCUUA
Capsicum annuum is the source of this 1179-nucleotide messenger RNA. RefSeq names its product protein GDAP2 homolog. NCBI's taxonomy places the organism in Eukaryota, Viridiplantae, Streptophyta, Magnoliopsida, Solanales, Solanaceae. The record is from RefSeq and is a predicted model, not a curated record. The coding region runs from base 267 to 1007 and encodes 246 amino acids. The transcript is spliced from 3 exons.